Daphnia pulicaria is the source of this 1078-nucleotide messenger RNA. RefSeq lists its product as uncharacterized. Gene Ontology annotation, molecular function: protein binding. The record is from RefSeq and is a predicted model, not a curated record. The transcript has 3 exons. NCBI's taxonomy places the organism in Eukaryota, Metazoa, Arthropoda, Branchiopoda, Diplostraca, Daphniidae. The coding region runs from base 48 to 935 and encodes 295 amino acids.
ACUCAAGAGGAAACACACGAAGUCGAACAUUCGAAAUAAAAUCCACUAUGGCUGCUCACUUCUCGCUAAUCUUUUUAAGUUUGUCGGCUUUGGUGUGCUGUUCCACUGGCGCCAUCGCUGGCCUUUCGUUAGAAGAGCAACUGCGGCAACUAAACGACAAUUACAUGGAAAUGAAAGAACUUUUGGCCACAAAGGACAGGCGAUUGGAGGCAUUGGAAGCUGACGCCAUCGAGCAGAAAUCUGUUAUAGCUGCCUUGCAACAGAGCGUGAGCGGCACGCAAGUCGCCGCUGCAAACAGACAGGGAACCUCGACAGUCCCACGAUCCUGCGCCGAUCUCAAGUGCAAGGGAGAGACUAUCAGCGGACUGUAUUCCAUCAUGGGAGCCAAAGCUGUCGAGAUGGUCUACUGCGACUUUUCUAAAGCAACUAACGAUGCGGGAUUCCAAAAGUGGCUGGGAUACGUUGACGUCAAAUCGGUUCCAACUUAUUUCUACGUCCAGAAAAACAGUUCCUUCACUACUCAAUACGUUCCAAUUCCGUUUGAAGUCGAAAGGGUCAACAUCGGAGGAGCCAUGAACUUGACAUCGGGGAUAUUCACGGCCCCAAGGCCGGGAACUUACUUUUUCGCUUUCACCGGAGACGUCCGUUUCUUGGGUCCGUCCACCAACAUUUUGGCUCUCAUCGUGGAACUUCAACUGAACGGUAAACGAGUUGGAUCCAGUCGGGUUACAGAGAGCAACACUGCCGGCAAUGUCCACAGCGAGUUGACCAUGCAGUCAACCCUGAAUUUGAUAGCUGGUGAUAAAAUUUCCCUCCAGAUUACCUUCAUGACCGCUGGAGGAGUUUCUUUUCUUUAUGACAAUCCAAAUGCUGACCAGCGCUUCAAUCACUUUACUGGUUGGCUGUUGGAAGAAAAUCUGGCUGGCUUACUGUAAAUGGUAAAUCAGCCAACUGGAAAACAUUUUGAUUGAUCUGUCCGAGUAUAAGAAUGAAAUAUCUCCUAUUCAACCCACGUAGUUAACACUGUUUUCCUUUCUAGUCCAUAACAAUAAAUGGAUACAAUUUUGGUGAAAGUAAA